Molecule: messenger RNA, 998 nt
Organism: Colletotrichum godetiae
Lineage: Eukaryota; Fungi; Ascomycota; Sordariomycetes; Glomerellales; Glomerellaceae
Exons: 2
Coding region: 406-792 (128 amino acids)
Source: RefSeq, a predicted model, not a curated record
CUGAGGAAAAUUGGGCAAUGUUCAUGCGCAAAAGAAAUAGCGCGUAUAUACAAUUUUCUUUGCAACGAAAGAAACUGUGAGAUGCACCAUCAAGGUCAGUGUAGAAAUGAGGUGAGUCAAUACACAAGGUUCGUGAUGAAGGGCUUUCUUUGGUUCAUCCAAGAUCCGCAGAGAGGCAGCCGCGGCCCACACUCGACUUUUAGAAGCAGUCGGAGAUACCUCUCUGGAUAGAUUCUUUAACAUAAGUGUCAGGACAACAGCUGCUUUACUGUUCCUUCCGUUCACAUGAAAUAAAAAAAUCAAACACAACAAUUUCAUGCGCAACCGGCUGGAAACAACACACCGUAAUCAUCUACGGACCAUAAGUCACCACCAACUGGCAAUAACACACUUACACCAUCAAACAUGAAGUUCUCCGCAACAGCCGCCCUCAUCCUUGCCCUCUCCGUCACCAGCGCCCUGGGACAGCUGGAUAUCACUAAAGGCGAACCCUACUGCACGGGCGACUAUUUGAGGAUGAUGAGACUCAACCGCAAAUGGAUCAUCCAUGCCAUGGUCCCCGACACCGACGAUAUCCCUAGAAUCUGCGGCGGUCUCUGGGAUAAUCUCAAGUCGUUUCCGGCAUGCUCCACGCUCGGGAUCGUCGCCUGCGAGCACAGGUGGGAGGGUAUGUUGACCUGGCGUUUUGGGACGAUGGGGUGGUGCAACCACGGCAUGAUCGAGUCCGUUUGGUGGGAAGCCACCAAAAACAAGUUCGGCCCACUCAAGUGUAAGAGCAAGGUCAGGCAAUGAACCUGGAGAAAAGUAUCUCAUUCACGCGAAUGGUAUAUGUUCUCUGUCGUCCGCGAAACUAUGGAUUUAACUGAUCGAGGUUCGUCGAAUCUUCAUGUUGAAGAAUGAGACCAUCUGAACACCUCUACUCCUCCCAGCAGCCGACCAACUCAACACCAAUCUCACAAAGCCUACGUCCAGUUAAGAUAGUUGCGGAAAGGGAAUUU